CCUUACAUUUCGAAACUUUACGGGAUUUUUGUUCUCCGGCAGAAAGGAGAAGAUGAAUAUGCGACCAUCGACGCCAUCGUCGUCUCCGUGGGAGUGGACGAAGAGACAGUCUAUGCCAAGUCCACUGCCCUGCAGACAUGGCUCUUUGGCUACGAACUCACGGACACAAUCAUGGUUUUCUGUGAGGAUAAGAUCUUCUUCAUGGCCAGCAAGAAGAAGGUGGAGUUCCUGAAGCAAAUUGCCAACAGCAAGAGCAACGAAAGCACCAACGGGGUGCCCGCCAUCACGUUGCUGAUACGAGAGAAGAACGAGAGCAACAAGGCCAACUUUGACAAGAUGAUCGAAGCCCUGAAGAGCAGCAAGAAUGGCAAGCGCAUUGGGGUCUUCAGCAAGGACAAGUUUCCCGGAGAGUUUAUGAACAGUUGGAACGAUGCUCUCAGCAAGGAAGGCUUUGAGAAGGUGGACAUCAGCGCUGUGGUGGCCUACACCAUUGCUGUGAAGGAGGAUGGGGAGAUCGCCCUGAUGCGCAAAGCCGCUGCUAUCACUUCUGAGGUCUUCACCAAGUUCUUGAAGGACCGCGUUAUGGAGAUCGUGGAUGCUGAUGAGAAAGUACGGCACAGCAAGCUGGCAGAGUCCGUAGAGAAGGCCAUUGAGGAGAAGAAGUACCUUUCGGGGGCAGACCCUUCCACUGUGGAGAUGUGCUACCCUCCUAUUAUCCAGAGUGGGGGAAACUAUAAUCUCAAGUUCAGUGUCGUCAGUGAGAAGAGCUACUUGCACUUUGGUACGAUCACGUGCGCCAUGGGCAUCCGCUACAAAUCCUACUGCUCCAAUCUGGUGCGCACCCUCAUGGUCGACCCACCGCAGGAAUCUCAGGACAACUACGCCUUUCUGCUGCAGUUGCAGGAGGAAAUGCUGAAAGAACUGCGGCCUGGCGUGAAGCUGUGUGAGGUGUAUGCCGCUGUCAUGGACAUGGUGAAGAAGCAGAAGCCAGAACUCGUGAACAAAAUCACCAAGAACUUGGGAUUUGCCAUGGGUAUUGAGUUCAGGGAAGGCUCGCUCGUGAUCAACAGCAAAAACCAGUACCGUCUCAAGAAAGGGAUGGUGUUCAGCCUCAACGUGGGACUCUCAGACCUGCUCAACAAAGAAGGAAAGAAGCCAGAGGAAAAAACGUACGCCUUGUUCAUUGGGGACACUGUGUUGGUGGAAGAGGAUGGUCCAGCUACCCUCCUCACUUCCGUCAAGAAGAAAGUCAAGAACGUCACCAUUUUACUCAAGAAGGAAGAUGAGGAGGAAGUGGAAGAAGAAGAUGAUACCGAGGGAAUCCUACUUGGGAGAGGUUCCCGGGCAGCCCUACUUCCAGAAAGAACUCGGAACGAGCUGACUGCAGAAGAGAAGCGCAGGGCGCACCAGAAAGAACUGGCUGCACAGCUCAAUGAGGAGGCCCGCAGGCGCUUGACAGAACAGAAAGGAGAGCAGCAGAUCCAGAAGGCUCGUAAAUCAAAUGUUUCCUACAAAAACCCCUCCUUGAUGCCCAAGGAGCCUCACAUCCGGGAGAUGAAGAUCUACAUCGACAAGAAAUACGAGACGGUCAUCAUGCCUGUCUUUGGAAUUGCCACCCCUUUCCACAUUGCCACCAUUAAGAACAUCAGUAUGUCGGUGGAAGGCGACUAUACCUACCUGAGAAUCAACUUCUACUGCCCGGGCAGUGCUCUGGGUCGCAAUGAGGGAAACAUCUUCCCAAAUCCUGAAGCCACUUUUGUGAAAGAAAUAACGUACCGCGCCUCUAAUCUGAAAACCCCCGGGGAGCAGUCUGUGCCCGCUCUCAACCUCCAGAACGCUUUCCGUAUCAUCAAGGAGGUGCAGAAGCGCUACAAAACCCGUGAGGCUGAGGAGAAAGAGAAGGAGGGGAUUGUCAAACAAGACUCUCUGAUGAUCAACCUGAACCGCAGCAAUCCCAAGCUGAAGGACCUUUACAUCCGCCCCAACAUCGCCCAGAAAAGGAUGCAGGGCUCUCUGGAGGCCCACGUCAAUGGUUUCCGUUUCACUUCUGUGCGGGGGGACAAAGUAGACAUCCUGUACAACAACAUCAAACACGCUGUGUUUCAGCCCUGCGACGGGGAGAUGAUCAUUGUACUGCACUUUCACCUCAAGAACGCCAUUAUGUUCGGCAAGAAGCGCCACACGGACGUGCAGUUUUAUACCGAAGUGGGCGAAAUCACCACCGACCUGGGCAAGCACCAGCACAUGCACGACCGUGAUGACCUCUACGCUGAGCAGAUGGAGCGGGAGAUGAGGCACAAGCUGAAGACGGCCUUCAAGAACUUCAUUGAGAAGGUCGAGUCUCUGACCAAGGAGGAGCUGGAAUUCGAGGUGCCCUUCCGGGAUCUGGGGUUCAACGGCGCCCCCUACAGAAGCACCUGCCUGCUCCAGCCAACCAGCAGUGCCCUCGUGAACUGUACUGAGUGGCCCCCCUUUGUGGUGACGCUGGAUGAGGUGGAGCUGAUUCACUUUGAGCGCGUGCAGUUCCACUUGAAGAACUUCGACAUGGUCAUCGUCUACAAGGACUAUAGCAAAAAAGUCACCAUGAUCAACGCUAUUCCUGUGGCUUCUCUUGACCCCAUCAAGGAGUGGCUCAACUCUUGCGACAUCAAAUACACUGAAGGGGUGCAAUCCCUCAACUGGACCAAAGUCAUGAAAACGAUCAUGGACGACCCGGAAGGCUUUUUUGAGCAAGGCGGGUGGUCGUUCCUCGAGCCCGAAGGAGAGGGAAGCGACGCUGAAUCUGGAGGCUCAGGGUCCGAGAUGGAAGACGAGACUUUCAACCCUUCCGAGGAAGAGGAUGAUGAAGAGGAGGACACCGAUGAGGACUAUUCCUCAGAGGCAGAGGAAACUGAUUACUCCAAGGAAUCCUUGGGCAGCGAAGAGGAGCGAGGCAAAGACUGGGAUGAGCUGGAGGAAGAAGCACGGAAAGCCGACCGCGAAAGCCGAUACGAGGAGGAGGAGGAGCGGAGCCGCACCGUCAGCCGCAAGAGGAAGGGCGGAUCCUCGUCCCAAAGUUCCAGGCACCACCGCAGCUCCCACGGCCGCAGCCCCAGCCGCAGCUCGGCUCCCCCCAAGAAGAAAAGGAAGUAGCCGGCAAACGGCGGUUCUUUCCAUCGGCCCAUCUUUCUCUGGGGAGGCUGUGCAGACCUUGCCCAGCAGCCAACGCUUGGGGUGGGAGGGGGCAGCUGGCCCCCUCCCUACAAACUUUUUCACCUUUCAGACACACACAUACACAACACUUGCCCUCCCCCUCCCUUCCCCCCCCCAUUUUCUCUGGGGAGUUUCUUGUUUUUCUUCCUCGAGUCUUUUUCUGACCAUUUGUAUGGACCAAGCAGACGCGGUGAGAGAAUUCUGGGCUGGGCUCUCGUUUGCGAACCAUGAACACAAAGUCUUUGCUGAAGGAAAGAAGAAGGAUUGGGUUGGGUGCCGUCUUAGAGCUGGGUGAGGCUCAGGCAUUGGGUGUCCCUGAUCAUCCUUCUUCCCUGCCCGUUCCCCUUCACCUGUUUUCUAUGGCCUCUGCCCUCCCACCUUUGAAGAUCUGCUACGGGCUCUGCCCUCCCCCUCUGAAACCUCUCCUUGAUUCCCAGUGGCUCCCCCCCCCCGCACUACUUAGGCCAAUUGGGGGGGCAAGGAGGGGCAUUUUGCCCUCUCACUUAUUCCUGAAUAAGGACAUCUAUUUCAACGAGGCAGAUGCCACAGGGUUGGGUUUUUGUUUUUUGGUGUUUGUUUUUUUAAAUGGUUGGGGCGGUUUCCAUUUUUGUGCCGAUGAAGAAGAGAGAUUGUUGCAUUCUCCUUUCCAAGCCAAACACCUAGUGGUUACAUGGAGCCUCCACUCUGGAACAGUUAUGGAAAGGAAGGCGGCCGUUUCCAUUUAGAUGAAACCAGGGUUGGAAGAGGAAGCAAUCAAGAGAGAGAGAGAGAGGAAUAUUCUUGCUUUUGUCCUUUUAUUAUUUUUCCUUUAAAAAAAAAGCCGAGCUCCGUCUGUAUUUAUCUGUUUUCUCAGUUGCUGAGUCUGGUGGUGAGCAAGUGUUUAGGGUUUGGGGAAAAGGACCGGAGGGUUGAAUGCAUCGCUUAACCUCCCAUCACCCUUGUUUCUGGUGGGUUAGGGGGGUUGUUGGUUCAGGCCAGGUUUGGGUGGGAGAGGCUUUCUCAAACUUCUCUUCCCCCCCUCCCCCGUAGCCGUUAGCACUCAGUAUUUUUGACUUUGGAAAAACUGAUCAAUAAAAAUUUGUUUUUUUAA
Pogona vitticeps (central bearded dragon) is the source of this 4282-nucleotide messenger RNA. The record is from RefSeq and is a predicted model, not a curated record. NCBI's taxonomy places the organism in Eukaryota, Metazoa, Chordata, Lepidosauria, Squamata, Agamidae.